Molecule: messenger RNA, 477 nt
Organism: Gopherus flavomarginatus (Mexican gopher tortoise)
Lineage: Eukaryota; Metazoa; Chordata; Testudines; Testudinidae
Gene: C2H8orf88
Product: chromosome 2 C8orf88 homolog
Exons: 5
Coding region: 1-432 (143 amino acids)
Biological process (GO): negative regulation of translational initiation
Cellular component (GO): cytoplasm
Molecular function (GO): eukaryotic initiation factor 4E binding
Source: RefSeq, a predicted model, not a curated record
AUGUUAAAGACAAUGGACACUAAAAAACUGAUUGGUAAAUCCCUUCAGCCAGCAAGACCUGCACGCCACCUGUCUUCACAGCAUGCUUCAACAGUUACUUACAACUUCCAACCUGAAUUUCCAUGCAGCACUCAAGUAUGUUUACAUAGUGAAGUUAGCUGGUGGUAUGAGGCUACUGGAAUGCAGGUCUUAAAUCAAACUGUGAUCCCUAGUCAAUCAGAGUGCCAGGAGUCUGAAACCAAGAAAAAAAGAAUUAAAUACAGCAGAGAUUUCCUCUUGAAGCUUUCAAGUGUUUUGCUCUCUCAGAAGAAGCCGGAAUUUCUUCCUGAUCAUCCUAUUGUACUUGAAAAACCAAUGGAUGAGGGGUGGAACGUGCAAGUCACUGGAUGGACACCUCUUAGCAAACAAACAGGUAAGGGCAGUGCAGCAUAACAUUUUUUCUGUGAUUUGUUUAGGUGCAUUGUAACAAAAUUUGAG